Chinchilla lanigera (long-tailed chinchilla) is the source of this 8028-nucleotide messenger RNA. It is a transcript of the gene Slc24a4, whose product is annotated as solute carrier family 24 (sodium/potassium/calcium exchanger), member 4. The transcript is spliced from 17 exons. The coding region runs from base 374 to 2185 and encodes 603 amino acids. NCBI's taxonomy places the organism in Eukaryota, Metazoa, Chordata, Mammalia, Rodentia, Chinchillidae. Gene Ontology annotation, biological process: sensory perception of smell; calcium ion transmembrane transport; intracellular calcium ion homeostasis. Gene Ontology annotation, molecular function: calcium channel activity; calcium, potassium:sodium antiporter activity. The record is from RefSeq and is a predicted model, not a curated record. Gene Ontology annotation, cellular component: membrane.
GAGCGCUCCCGCGGGCUGGGCGGAGCGGGCAGGUAGCGGCUCCAGCGCCCGGACUGCGCCAAGCCUGCAAACCAGGGCCGCCAGCGCCACCGUGCCGGCGACGCCUCCUCGCCACGGAGUCAUGGUGCGCGGAGCGCGCACGCCGCGCGCGGGACUCUGAGCUCCGACUGCGCGGGGCGCCUCCACCUCCCCUGUCUCUUCGGGAGACCUCGCUCCCCGCCGACCUCGCUCGCGGGCCAUGAAGCUUCGGCCCGGAACCUCUUGCCUCUGAGCUGCGCAGCGCCCGUUCCAGCUCCAGCGCCGCUUGGCCGCAGGCAGCGCUCCGGCCCCUGAAGCUCUCCAUCCUCUCCCAGGGACGGUACCCGGCGCUGAGAUGGCGCUCCGCGGGACUCCUCGGCGGCGCAAAGUUCGCGGGCGGAGAGAGAUGCUGCCGCAGCAAAUUGGCUUCGUGUGCGCGGUGCUGGCCCUGGUGUAUUGUGCGUCCGGCCUCUUCGGCAGCUUGGGGCCCAAAACAGCUUCUGCUAGUAAAUAUACUCUACAAGACACGUGGAGAAAUAGGAAGUUGAUGGCACCGGUGAAUGGAACUCAUACGGCUAAGAACUGCACAGAUCCUGCGAUUCACGAGUUCCCCACGGACCUGUUCUCCAAUAAGGAGCGGCAGCACGGAGCUGUCCUGCUGCAUAUCCUCGGUGCUCUCUACAUGUUCUACGCCUUGGCCAUAGUGUGUGACGACUUCUUUGUUCCAUCGCUAGAGAAGAUCUGUGAGAGACUUCAUCUCAGUGAAGAUGUGGCUGGAGCCACGUUCAUGGCUGCGGGAAGCUCGACCCCAGAGCUGUUUGCCUCCGUCAUCGGUGUCUUCAUCACCCAUGGAGACGUCGGGGUGGGAACCAUCGUGGGCUCCGCAGUGUUCAACAUCCUGUGUAUCAUCGGAGUGUGUGGGCUGUUCGCUGGCCAGGUGGUCCGUCUGACGUGGUGGGCUGUGUGCCGAGACUCCGUGUACUACACACUCUCCGUCAUCGUGCUCAUUGCGUUUAUCUAUGAUGAAGAAAUUGUGUGGUGGGAAGGCCUGGUGCUCAUCAUCUUGUACGUGUUUUACAUUCUGAUCAUGAAGUACAAUGUGAAGAUGCAAGCCUUUUUCACCACCAAACAAAAGAGCAUUGCAAAUGGCAACCCCGCCAACAGUGAGCUGGAAGAUGUGAAGGAGAAGCCACAAUACGGCAAAAACCCCGUGGUGAUGGUGGAUGAGAUCAUGAGCUCCAGCCCUCCCAAGUUCAGCUUCCCAGAGGCUGGUUUACGCAUCAUGAUCACCAAUAAGUUUGGGCCCAGGACUCGACUACGGAUGGCCAGCAGGAUCAUAAUUAACGAGCGGCAGAGACUGAUCAACUCAGCCAACAGUGUGAGCAACAAGCCACUUCAGAACGGGAGACACGAGAACAUGGAGAACGGGAACGUUCCUGGGGAAAACCCGGAGGACCCCCAGCAGGAUCAGGAGCAGCAGCCGCCACCCCAGCCACCACCCCCAGAGCCAGAGGCAGUGGAGACUGUUUUCCUGUCGCCCUUCUCCAUGCCGCAGGCCAGAGGGGACAAGGCCAAGUGGGUGUUCACAUGGCCACUCAUCUUCCUCCUGUGCAUCACCAUCCCCAACUGCAGCAAGCCCCGCUGGGAGAGGUUCUUCAUGGUCACCUUCGUCACCGCCACGCUGUGGAUCGCCGUCUUCUCCUACCUCAUGGUGUGGCUGGUGACUAUCAUCGGAUACACAUUUGGGAUCCCCGAUGUUAUCAUGGGCAUCACUUUCCUGGCCGCAGGCACAAGUGUCCCAGACUGCAUGGCCAGCUUGAUUGUGGCCAGACAAGGCCUCGGAGACAUGGCGGUCUCUAACACCAUAGGAAGCAACGUGUUUGACAUUUUAGUAGGACUCGGCAUCCCGUGGGGCCUGCAGACCAUGGUUAUUAAUUACGGAUCCACAGUGAAGAUCAACAGCCGGGGUCUGGUCUAUUCCGUGGUGCUGCUGCUGGGUUCCGUCGCUCUCACCGUCCUAGGUAUCCACCUCAACAAAUGGCGGCUGGACCGGAAGCUGGGCGUCUACGUGCUUGUCCUCUAUGCUGUCUUCCUGUGCUUCUCCAUAAUGAUAGAGUUUAACGUCUUCACCUUCGUCAACUUGCCCAUGUGCCGAGAGGACGAAUAAGCGGAGCUGCCACCCCGGGAGCUGCCUUGGCCCCCCGUGACGCUGGUGACCUCUUCUUUCCCUCCUUCCCCACCACAGGUCUGUCCUGCCUCGGCAGCCACCAUCUGUUCUUCAUGAGCUGGAAGGAAGGGCCGUUGUGGUCUUUGUGUAGUCACAGGCCAGCUGCUGGGCGUGCCUCCUGGAGUCCUGCCCCACUCGAGGCAGGUUUGGGGAUUCAUUUGGGCUGAGCAGCUCCACAGACCCUUGAGCUGCCAGGCACAGGGAUGUGUGUCUCAUCUCUCCUGCACACUGUAGUCAGAGGACCUCUGCGUGGUUUUCUUUCUAUUGCCAGGCAGCCUUGGAAUGAGGCAGUCAGUGAGUGUAAGGUCUCCUGGGGCGAGUGCAAAAUGGGACAGUUGCUCUCAAGUGUCCCCUCUGGGCCACAGGGGCAAGCCCCUUGUACAGCAUGUGCCACCAGCUGGCAGCUCUUGAGCUUUGGAAGAGGCAAGGCAUCAGCCUGCUGGGGUUUGAGACCAUGAUGGCUGACUUUCCACUUCUUUUUCUGGAAAAAAAAAUUGGAAGAAUGGAAACUUUUUCUUCCCAGCAGAAGAGAGAAAAGCAAACAAAAUACUCUUAAUAUCCUUUUUAUUGAUGCAUUCAAAGAAUGAGCAAUGAAAUAUUAAAAAUAAAACGUCAUAUAGAUCAUCAUACUUGAAAAAUAUCAUUCCACACAAAAGGAUCAUGAUGGGACCAAAAAGAUAACCCUUGUAGAAAGUGAAUCCUGUGUGUAUCAUUGUGCUUUGGCUCUAAGACUUCUGGUUUGGAAUUUAGAAAGAGGUGAAAGACCACCAUGGAAUCAGGUGCUAACUCAGAGACACGGUAGGGUAAACUGCAACAUUUACAGCUAGAUAUUCCAGAACAUUCCAGACCUUCUGUAUGAUGCAGCACACUGUCCCUUCAAGCAUGUUGUUUCUUGCUUUUGCUCUAUUUUCAAAACCAGCUGUGGAAAGACCCAGUUGUUUAUAUGUCCAACAAAUUUCAGAAGUGAUGGCUCAUGACAAGAAGAGAGAUUUGCUGAAACACACCAAAUUGCUCUCUGGUUAGCUGAUGGCAAAUAUGAAAACCAUAUCUUAGAGCAUUUAGAUCUAAGUUUCUUGAACCUUAUAGUUUGCUACACAUGAAAGUGGGGGGGUGGGAGUUGAUUCAAAAAUAGAUAGAAAAUAUGAGACAAUGUUAAGCUUCUUCAUAGUUCUAAAUAUACAUAUAUAUUUAAAGAUUUAUGAACAUAAACCAUUCUUGGGUUCUAAAAGGAAAGCACAAAUUAAUUUUAUAUAGAGUGGUUUUUUUAUUUUUUUAAUGUUUCUAUUGCAAAAGUCUAUCAGAUGCGAUGCACUUUUAAUAUUGAGAUAUUUUGCACAAGGUAUGGGACUGACCCAUAACGAUGUGAGAAGAAAGGAUUUUAGUGAUUCACCAGAAAUCACUUUAAACUUGGUAAUGAUGAGUUUAAAUCCAGUAGCUAAUCCCUUCCUGAGACAUGGGACUCAUGACCCAUCUGGAAAUUUCUAACUAUGCUCUUUAAGGCCUCUGGAAUUUCCAAAGGAGGAAGUGUUCAAGCUUGUAUCCCUUAAGUUCCUGUAAGCAUGAACUCACCAUGGGAUCUCAUUCCUAUUACCAGGCUUCUCUUUGGGGUUCACAUCAGUAUUAGUAGCUGCACCAAGUCAAAGCUUCACUUUUUGUCCCUCUUCCUGGAUAUUGGGCUCAGCAGUCUUCAAAUUGAAACAAGAGUGAUUUUCCUAAGAAAUUAGCUAAGCAGGAAGGGAGGAAGCCCAUCGAUGCGUUGGUAUAAACUGUAGCUUUACAGGGUUUCAGAGCCACUGGAGACCACGCUGUGCUGAUAGCUUAGAUCACCUGGGACACACACACACACACACACACACACACACACACACACCUGUUUCACAGACUCAUGCAGGUUCUGAGUUCUUCUGUUUCCAUUUUGAUUCUCCUAACCACCCUGUGAUAUAAGUAUGGAUUAUUCCAUUUAAUACCCAGUUUGGUCUUAGAGAGGUCAAGUGGUUCCAGUUACUGGCCAGUAAGUAGCAGUACUGAGCCAGGUAUCAGCCCAGCGCCCUCCCAGCUCAGCCAGGGGACGUGGUUGUCCAGCCUGAAGUAGUGGGUGUGGCUAUACAUGGCUAUGCCUUUGCGCUUGUCUGGGGCAAAACCUUAUCAAAUAUCUAAUUAGCUCCUCCUUCUCCAGGUCAUCUCCUAACAUCUGUCCAUCUCUGAUCUUCCUAUUUUUUUUUCCUGCAAAAGACCAAAAACUCUUUUUAGUUAUGAUAAGGCACAGGCCACCUAACCUCUGAAGAAUUCCCUGCUGGUUUUCAAUUCUCUGAAAUCCUUGUAUAGCUUUCAGAGAACAUUUCCCUCAUCUUCUUCCACAGAAUCCAUUUGAGGUUAUACAGUAUACUGCAGGUGCAGUUAGAGGUUUAAAACAUUAUAUUUUUAAUAUGCAGUACACUCCUCUUGGAUAGUUUUCUUUGGACUUCAAUGUGCCAAUGUAACUUCCUUAAAGGCUCUAUGCAUUUAUUAUAUCUAGGAAACUAUAUGUACACUAUAAUCAAAAAUUCUCUUUUUAACUAACUAUUUUUCCAUUGCUACUUUAAAGAAUUCCUUGAGAAUUUAAGUCUUCAUUUUUUAAAACAACACUUUCGCCAUUAUGCAGGAUUACUUCCUUUAUUGUAUCCCCGUGGCUAAUUAGUUCAUUAGCAAAGGGUAAUUACUUCUGCUACAAAAAUAGUCAAAAAGCUACAUGUAGUUCUUCCUACCGGGAGGCAGAAAGUCAAAAUGAACCUUCGCACUCCAAUGGCAAAUGUCCAUAGAAGCGGGAGCAGGCGGUCCCUGCCACUUUCUGACUGGGAACUUACCCUCGCCAGCCUGAGCACCGUGGGGGAUGGGGUGCGGUAUCUUGGGAAGCUGGCCCUGGGGAUCAUUCUGGGUUAGCUGCCCUGAGACACUGAAAGUGGAGGGCACUGUGGGCAGGUCUGUCUUGUCCCUUCCCCAGCCCUGUCCUUCCUGGAACUCAGUCUCUAGUCAGCUGUCCCUGUGCUCCUCCACCUUGUCUCUUGUGUCUCUGCCUUGUGCACAGACCUGGCUGCCCUUUUGACUUUUACCUGCUCAUUACCCCCCUCACCCGUGAGGGCAUCCUCUCGCUUUUCCCCGGCUACUCCCAGCUUUUGCAGACCUGGCACUGAAAAGGCACAGACUUUCCUGCAGCCAGGUUGAACCAGGUGAGGUUUGCACCCCACUCAAGGUCAGCCCUGCGGACCCCAACCAAAGACCCCCCCCCAAUCCUGGGCUGCCCCGUCCUUGUGCACCUGCUGUUCCGUGGUGAUGAGGCCUCACAGCCUGGGCACAGCUGCUGCCACCCCUCAGAGCACCGAGCCCCCAGCAGGUGGUCUCGGAAAGGUAUGGGUGCAUCCCUGCCCUGUACCCCUCUGUUCUGGCCUUUCUCCUUCGUGAAUCCUACAACCCCUUCCUCGCCUUAAUGUGGGAGGAGGCCCAGGGACAGGAGGGACCAGGAAAGGGCCAUUCAUUGCCCCUGGGAAAGCAGGCAAGAAGCCCAGAGCCAGAGCCCAGGCUAAGGCUGCCUUCUCCUCCCUUCCUUGCUUUCCUGAGUGUGCAAUGGGCACAUGGGGCUGAGACAGUAGAACAGUGGGGUCCUGUUCCACCUUUUGGAGUUUCCCCAGAAGUCAGCAGCUGAGAAGUCUGAGAGCUCCAGUGCCCCUGGAUGCACUGUGGACACGGCAUGGGCCCUUAGGGGAGGGCUCGCCACACCUCAGAUAUCUCCCACGGGGUCCCUAACACUCUCCAACACAGUUUCCAUGGGCUCAACCUUCCCUGCGGACAGCAGAUAUGUCCCAGACACCUGAGACAGACGACAUCUGCAGGCCACUCUCCUGCCACACUGUGAGCAGGUGGGUGUCCACGUACCAUUGAGAGAAGGAGCCUUUCUUCCCAUUCUGCCACCUAUAGGAGGUUUCUGCAGGGAAGCCCGAUGAAUGGCAUUAGAGCUUUGAAUGUUUCAGGGGAGCGUGUAAAAAAUUUCAACAACAAAUGGCUUCCAGGUUGCAUUUGUCUUCGCUGAACCCUUAAACACUGAAGACACAUGCCCUGCUUUGUGUCAUCUUUGGCGUCUUUUUUCUAAGACACUUUGCUACUCCUACGGUGUCGGUGUCCAGUUGUCCAAGUUGUGCAUCUUCCUCUCUCUUCUUAGCAGGGGCUAAGAACUUGCUCUUACAGCCUGAAUGCCCUGGCACAGGACUGGGGCCUGUGGGAAGCAUCUCUAAGAGGCAAAACACACAUUGCCUGUGUGAAGGUCAAGGCCUUGUCUGUGUGACUUUUCUGUCCGUUAGAGUUCCCGAGCUGGGGUGUGGCCGUUCCUUGGUUAAAAGCCCAUUGACAGGUCUGGGCACUGUCCACACCUAUUCCUGCUCUGUUGCCAGAAUCCGCACAGUUGCUCCUUAUGAAUCAUGUUAGUCAUGUUAGCUGGGAUUUUGCCAUUUACAAGGCCAACGGAACCCUCAGUCCUGGAGAAAGCGUGUACCCUCUGCUUCUGGUCACUGGAAAACAAUUUUUUUGGGAGAGAGACCAUGCAGCUUUUGGUUUUCUAGAUGCAUGGUUUGGAAUAAUCAGGCUUUAUAUAUAGAGGGAGGGUCCCAGAGCACAGAGCCCACCUCUUUAUCACUUCAGAAUUCCCAAUAGAGUCGCCUUCCAACAGGAAGAGGCCUCUCCUCCUCCUGAAGGUGACUUGGCUGUGAGCAAGGCUGCUGCUUCCUGAAUGUUCUAGUGGGCUCUUCAGGCGCCUGGGAACCUUGCCUCACUUCACACCUUAGCCCCUCUGAGCUGUAGACCCCAUGACUCUUUCUCUGCUUCCCCAUGGGGCUCACACUAGGGGUAUUUGGGGACCUAGCAGAGUUGUGGCUGAGCCACUGGGGUUGAGGAUCCCAUCGGGUGGGGAGGCCUCACGCGUAAGACUGGGCUUCCAGUUUACAGCACUCGUUCCCUGGCAGGGUGCCUCUGCCUGCAUCUCCCGUCCAGCUGGGAGCAGUUGCUGGUGUCUGAAUACAAAGAGAGCUUUGAUUGCCCAGAGAGGAAAGAGACUGCUGGCCAGCUGGGGCCAGCCCCAGGGCAGACGUAGGAUCACCAAGGCAGAGCCGAGCAGGGUGGAGAGGAAGGCUGGCGAGGUUUCCCCAGGGUGUUUGGAUCUUCUUGGGGCAUAGCCAGAGCUUCCUUAUAAACAACCCAAACCCAAGUUCUGGGACUGUCCACACAUGGCUUAAGGCUCCACAAGACAUUUCUGGCAUCCUGGGCUGAGUGCUGCCAUCUUUGUUCAUUACCUUCAACAGGCAGAGCAGGAGCUAUGGGUCAGAAAGCUGUAAAUAAUAAAUAUAUUUAUGCCGCUAUUUAUUUUUUCAAUACCUGUGGCCUCCUGCACUGUGAAUGCUCUGUGAUAUGAGAUUCUUAGCUUAAUAAAACUGUCAUCAAAAUUGAAUGAAUUGAUAUUACUGGUUCCUAAACACCGGCAUGAGUUUACUUUUAUUGUAAAGAAAAAUCUAGAGUAAAUAUGAACUAAACUUUCCUGAGAAAUCUAGCGGUCAGUAUUGUAAUGCAAUAUAUCAAAAAAUCUGUACGCCGUCAAUAAAAUAAACGAGCACAAGUUGUCUUGCCCCAUGUAGAGCUUCCAUUCACAUUUUCAGAGACACAUACAUAUUUGUAUUUUUUGAAAGAAUUACACUGGAAUAACAGCCAUUGGAAACCAUUUCUAUUUGCAUAUUGAGAAAAAAUAAACUUUAAAAAGGAUUCGA